Molecule: messenger RNA, 2364 nt
Organism: Fusarium pseudograminearum CS3096
Lineage: Eukaryota; Fungi; Ascomycota; Sordariomycetes; Hypocreales; Nectriaceae
Exons: 4
Coding region: 1-2364 (787 amino acids)
Biological process (GO): tricarboxylic acid cycle
Cellular component (GO): mitochondrion; cytosol
Molecular function (GO): aconitate hydratase activity; 4 iron, 4 sulfur cluster binding
Source: RefSeq, a predicted model, not a curated record
AUGUUGAGAGCCAGCCGGAAGAUACGUACAAGUUCCGCCGUUCGGUCCUUGGCCACGGUUGCGGGAGUUAGGGGACAAGCACCGUUGAGUCGAUUUGAACCCGACCACAGUGUUGAUUAUGUCGCUUUCCUGGACAAACUCUCUCGUAUGCGAAAGAUCCUUGAUCGACCUCUCACAUAUGCAGAGAAAGUCCUUCUCACACAUCUCGAUGAUGGACAAGAUGACAAGGUUAUUCGAGGCUCAACACAACUGAAAUUGAAGCCUCGGCGGGUCGCCUGUCAAGAUGCCACAGCGCAAAUGGCCAUCAUUCAAUUUAUGACAGCAGGACUUGACAAAACUGCUGUCCCUACCACAGUUCACUGCGAUCAUCUCAUCGUGGGUCGAGAUGGUAGCGAGCAAGAUCUCGCUGGGGCAUUAACAAGUCAUGGUGAAGUGUAUGAAUUCAUGUCAAGUGCUUGUCAACGCUAUAAUAUGGGCUUCUGGAAGCCCAACGCAGGCAUCAUUCAUCAGAUUGUUCUUGAGAACUAUGCUUUCCCGGGUGGUAUGCUGAUUGGCACUGACUCUCAUACACCAAAUGCUGGAGGCAUGGGCAUGAUUGCUGUAGGUGUCGGCGGUGCUGAUGCCGUUGAUGUCAUGUCUGGUCUUCCCUUUGAAAUCACAGCUCCUGAAAUUAUUGGUGUCAAGUUGACGGGCCAGUUAAGCGGCUGGGCUAGUCCUAAAGAUGUCAUCAAUGCUGUUGCAGGGAUCCUUGGAGUCAAGGGUGGCACAGGGAAAAUCAUCGAAUACUUUGGCCCUGGGGCUGAAACAAUAUCGGCCACGGGGAUGUCUUCUAUCACUAAUAUGGGCGCCGAGACAGGAGCAACUACAUCAAUCUUCCCUUAUUCUGAGACCAUGUCCGCCUACUUGCGUGCGACUAGCCGACCUGAGCUUGCGCAAGCUUUAGGAGUAGCGAAGCAUGAACUAAAAGCAGAUGAGGGUGUCAAGUAUGAUCAUGUUAUCGAGAUCGACCUAUCUACCCUCGAACCUCGCAUCAACGGCCCAUUCACUCCCGACUUAUCAACACCAAUCUCGAAACUGAGCGAUGCAGUUCGAAAAAAUAAAUGGCCUGAUCGCCUUUCCGCUGGACUGAUCGGAUCAUGCACAAAUUCUUCCUUUGAAGAUCUCUCCCGAGCUGCUAGCUUGGCAAAACAAGCUCUGGAUGCAGGCUUGAAGCCCAAGAUGCCACUGCUGCUGUCUCCUGGAAGCGAGCAGACCAAUCAGACACUCAAGCGCGAGGGUGUUACCGACGUAUUUGAGCGUUUGGGUAGUAAAAUCUUAUCUAAUGCCUGUGGACCCUGUUGUGGAUCAUGGGACAGAACCGACAUGACAAAGGGUACGCCAAACUCGAUCUUGGCAUCAUACAAUAGGAACUUCACCGGACGUCUUGACGGGAAUCCUGCAACCCAUACAUUCCUCUCUUCGCCUGACAUGGUGAUGGCCAAGGUUUUCUCUCAUGAUCUUGGGUUCAACCCUCUCAAAGAUUCUCUUGUUACUGAAUCUGGCGAGGAAUUCCGCUUUGAACCUCCUACUGGCAACGCACUACCAGCAGAGACAUAUGAGAACACAGACCAUGUAUACGAUGCGCCUUCGACGGAUCCGCAAGUCCGACAGGCCGUGACUGUCCAAAUAUCGCCAGACUCCCAACGUUUGCAACGAUUAGCGCCAUUUAAACCUUGGUCUGGAAAGGAUUUCGUCGAUUGCCCUAUUCUGAUUAAGACAACUGGUAAAUGUACGACGGACCACAUUACUACAGCUGGCCCAUGGAUGCGGUUCCGAGGUCAUCUCGAAAAUAUUUCCAACAACACCCUUAUCGGCGCUGUGAACGCGGACAAUCAAGAGGUCAAUAAGGUAUUGAACCAAAUUACUGGGUCGUAUGGAGGUGUGCCAGACACAGCCAGAGAUUAUCAACAACGAGGUCUUCCCUGGGUCGUUGUAGCAGAUCAUAACUAUGGCGAGGGAUCAUCUCGUGAGCAUGCUGCUCUUCAGCCUCGAUACCUGGGCGGUGUUGCUAUCAUUGCUAAAUCAUUUGCUCGCAUUCAUGAGGCGAACCUAAAGAAGCAGGGCAUGCUUGCGUUGACAUUCGCAGAUGAUACCGCAUACGAUAAGAUCAAGGCUUCGGACCGUAUCAGCAUUGUCGGACUGACCGAACUGGCGCCUGGAAGGAAUGUGCAGCUUAGGAUAACGUCAAAGGAUGGUACGAGUUGGGAGACUGAAGCCAAGCACACCUUUACUCAUGAGCAAAUCGAGUAUUUCAAGGCUGGAAGUGCUCUGAAUGUCAUGGCUAGUCGACUCUCUGACAAUUCAUCUCCAGCAGCCACUUUGUAG